Messenger RNA from Striga asiatica, 2147 nucleotides. The record is from the annotation of a GenBank genome assembly. NCBI's taxonomy places the organism in Eukaryota, Viridiplantae, Streptophyta, Magnoliopsida, Lamiales, Orobanchaceae.
ACAAACGCCCAUAAAUUACUCAAAAUCACAAAUGCACCCCAAACCACCCACCACCUAGUUCUUAACGCCCCGCCGCCGUGUAGACUCCCAACAACCACCACCAAAUGCCGUUUUCAACAACCGACUCUCACACCAAAGUACCCUUCGUCUCCAUUCCCCUCGGCGAACUUCCCUACAGAAGCUGCUGAUUUUUAUCUUCAUAUAUUCCGAUUUUGUAAUCGAACCCUUUCUGUCUCCGCCACCUUCUCCAUUUGCUCUCUCUCUCAUACACACUCAAAGAAAAAGAAUAAACGUCCAUCAAUGUCGUUGACUCCGGCUCAGCUAUUAAAACCAUUUUUUUCCACCAGACCCACCUCCCGAAAUCUCCUCGUCUCAGCCCCCUCAGCCCAGAAGAUUAAGUCCGCGCCUUUCACCGUCCGAAGCUCCGUGGCGGCGUCGCCUUCCUCCGCCGUCGCCGCCAAGGCCUCGGCCAGGGUCAAGCAGCUUAAGGCGCGACAGAUUGUGGACAGCAGGGGCAACCCGACGGUGGAGGUCGAUCUGAUCACGGAGGACGGUGGCCUCCAUCGGUCGGCCGUUCCAAGUGGGGCCUCCACCGGGAUCUACGAGGCGCUCGAGCUCAGGGACGGCGACAAGAGCGUGUAUGGGGGCAAAGGGGUCCUCAACGCGGUUAAGAAUAUUAAUGAUUUGUUGGGUCCCAAGCUCGUUGGCAUCGAUGUCAGAAAUCAAAAUGAUGUCGAUGCUGUUAUGCUGGAGAUUGACGGGACUCCGAAUAAAUCAAAACUUGGGGCUAAUGCUAUUUUAGGAGUUUCUCUUAGCGUGUGCCGAGCUGGUGCAGGAGCGAAAGGAGUGCCACUUUACCAGCACAUACAGGAAAUAUCAAACACGAAAGAGCUUGUUAUGCCAGUCCCAGCAUUCAAUGUGAUUAAUGGAGGCAGUCAUGCUGGGAACAACUUGGCCAUGCAAGAGUUCAUGAUAUUGCCUGUAGGAGCUUCCUCGUUCUUCGAGGCACUCCAGAUGGGCAGUGAAAUAUAUCAUACUCUGAAGGGAAUUAUUAAAUCAAAAUAUGGCCAAGACGCGUGCAAUGUUGGAGAUGAAGGUGGAUUUGCUCCCAAUGUGCAGGAUAAUAGGGAAGGAUUGGUGCUGCUCAUGGAUGCAAUUGAAAAGGCAGGGUACACAGGCAAGAUCAAAAUAGGGAUGGACGUUGCUGCUUCUGAGUUCUUAACAAAAGAGGGGAAAUAUGACCUCAAUUUCAAGAAUCAACCAAAUGAUGGUGCUCACGUGCUGACAGCUCAAAGCCUUGGUGAUUUAUAUAAAGAAUUUGUGAGAGAUUUCCCCAUUGUAUCAAUUGAGGAUCCUUUUGACCAAGAUGACUGGGGUUCAUGGUCAUCACUGCAGUCCUCUGUUGGUAUCCAGCUCGUGGGUGAUGACCUGUUAGUCACUAAUCCGAAAAGAAUAGCAGAAGCUAUUCAGAAGAAAGCAUGCAAUGCUUUGCUGCUGAAGGUUAACCAAAUUGGUACAGUGAGUGAAUCGAUUCAAGCAGCACUCGACUCAAAAGCCGCUGGAUGGGGUGUGAUGGUUAGUCACCGUAGUGGUGAGACAGAAGACAACUUCAUUGCAGAUCUCUCCGUCGGCUUAGCCAGUGGACAGAUCAAGACAGGAGCUCCUUGCAGAAGUGAGCGGUUGGCCAAGUACAAUCAGCUUCUGCGCAUUGAAGAGGAACUGGGAAACGUCCGUUAUGCUGGUGAAGCUUUCAGAUCUCCUUAGGGAGGGGAAGAAAGUGAACUGUAAUUCAUUUUGGUUGGAGAGAAAAUCAGCCGAUGUCAGACAUUGAUAUUUUCUUGUAGGUGUGAUCCAGAGUUUUUUGAUGUGUCUAAAUAUUUAUCGUUAGAUUACCGUUGAGGAGAAACGAGUUAUGUGCAACGAUACUAAAAUACUACAGCUGGAUUGCCUUUUUUUUGUGUUUGCAUGGCUGUAAAUCCUCCUCCACCUGUGAAAGAAACAAUUUGAUCUCUUGGACCGUUUUCAUUGUUGUUUGGGCAUUUGUACAAAAAUACUAAAAUUGUUGAGCAAAACUAACUAUCAAGCACGCAUAUUUGCUCAAUCAAGUGACAUGCAUAUGUGUUGACAAGUAUUUUAACCCAAACAAA